Molecule: messenger RNA, 913 nt
Organism: Klebsormidium nitens
Lineage: Eukaryota; Viridiplantae; Streptophyta; Klebsormidiophyceae; Klebsormidiales; Klebsormidiaceae
Source: the annotation of a GenBank genome assembly
CGACUGUCAAAGUUGAACAUCGGUCGCAAAUUCGCCGCCUCGGCAGGAAGCUGCUAGUGGCUGCUAGCAGUAGCAGAGCCUUUCUUCGAAGUUCCAGAAUUUGCAGAUCGUCUUCUGCACAAGGAAGGAAGAGGCGGACGACCUUUCCAAGUCCAGGCAAUUGCCCCUGCAGAAGUUUCUCCUUGCACUAAAAGCAUGGCUCCCGCAAAGGUUGCAGCCGUUCUGCUUCUGGCGCUUCUCUCGCUUGCGGCGGUUGCUCAGGGGGAGGCGCUUCUCAAGUUGACUGACGCCGACUUUGACACCAAGGUCACGGAUGGGAGGGCUUGGUUCAUCGAGUUCUACGCGCCGUGGUGCGGCCAUUGUAAGAAGCUGGCCCCCACGUGGGAGGAGCUGGCGGAGAAGCUGGUCGACCACGAGAACGUGGCGAUUGCCUCCGUAGACUGCACCGCGAACCAGGCGGUGUGCAAGAAGGCCGAUAUCAAGGGCUACCCCACGUUGGUUGUCUACUACAACGGGGACGCAUACAAGACGUACCAAGGUGCGCGCUCGAUCGAAGCCCUCGAGGAGUAUGCUGUCAAGACGGCAGCUGAGCUCAACCAAGAGGUUGUCGUCGAAGAAUGAUUUGUGACAGGAAUACAAGUUGUGACGUAAUCAGUUUGCAGUUAUACUUGAUUCCAGGUUCCGGUUUCAGUUUUAAGAUUUUUGCUUCGAGGGGAGCCGCUUUGCAGACGUCAAGGUGCAAGCUUGAGUUGAAGCUGUUUGGUUGACCAUUAAGGUAUAUCCAUUGUCACGGUGGACUAGGUUCAAAACCGGGCAUUGAUGCUUAGAUUCUGAUGUUCAUCCGAGAUCCGCUUUGCGAGCUCUAUUCAAUGACCCUUCUCCCCGUUUUGAGAGCAUCGGCGGCCAGGCCACG